This is a messenger RNA of Galdieria sulphuraria, 914 nucleotides long. RefSeq lists its product as uncharacterized. The transcript is spliced from 3 exons. Bases 130 to 780 code for a protein of 216 amino acids. Lineage: Eukaryota; Rhodophyta; Bangiophyceae; Galdieriales; Galdieriaceae. The record is from RefSeq and is a predicted model, not a curated record.
ACAAGAGAUUAUAGGAGCUUAUGAAUAAUUUUUGAAGCUCCGAGAUUGUUGUUGGAGCAGAGCUUGAGAGAUUGUGCAUUGGUCUCCUUUGCUUCGUUUUUUCCUUUACUAGUCUUUGGUUGUUUUUCAAUGAGCGAAGCUUUCCAAUUUUCAGCUUUUCCUCUCCAAAACUCGCUACUGGCAUCACAAAGCUUGUCAUCUCGUUUGUUGAAACCUCGAACAAACAAGUCAAGACGUGCGAAUGUUCUACAGUUGGUUGCUUCUGUAUCAAUGUCAAGGAGAAGUAUCAUACGUUUGGCACUGCUUACAGGAGUAUUCUGGAGGUUUUCAGUUUUGAAGAAUCCAGCACUGGCGGAUGGUGCUAUUUCAUUUGCUACGAAGAUAACUUCUCGUCGUAGAUAUGGCCCUCGCAUUCUCAGUUUAGAACAAGAUAUCAACUCCCUUGAUUCAUAUAUUCAUAAUCAUGAGUGGAACAAAGUAGAAGAACUCGUAUCGGAGCGUUAUUUAAACGCACAGAACAAACCAAGAACAGGAAAAUUCUGGUUGGAGAGAAAUGCGUUUCAGCUAUUCGGUUCCGGUGUCUUCCGAGACAACAAAGAUAUCUUGCAAAGGCUGGAGAAUGAAGAGCAACAAUUUUUCACAGCUGCAACUAGAUUAAGUAGAGCUGCUUCCAAAAAUGAUUUGGAAGAGUCAGAAAGAGCAUACACGGACUUAAAGAAUGCUUAUUAUGAGUUCCUCCAUGAAGCCCAACUUAAGACCGAGGAUUCAGUAGAUGUUUGAAGUCUUCAAUUAUGGAUUCUUCUAUAUCAGUCAUAAAAGAAAGUCGUCUUUGCAAAUCUUUUAUAAUGUUUGGGUUUAUUGGGUUACUAAUAAAGUCAGCUGUGUUAAGGUAUUGACCUGAUUUGAUAUUCUCU